Molecule: messenger RNA, 945 nt
Organism: Psammomys obesus (fat sand rat)
Lineage: Eukaryota; Metazoa; Chordata; Mammalia; Rodentia; Muridae
Gene: Pitx1
Product: paired like homeodomain 1
Exons: 3
Coding region: 1-945 (314 amino acids)
Biological process (GO): anatomical structure morphogenesis; regulation of transcription by RNA polymerase II
Cellular component (GO): nucleus
Molecular function (GO): DNA-binding transcription factor activity, RNA polymerase II-specific; RNA polymerase II cis-regulatory region sequence-specific DNA binding
Source: RefSeq, a predicted model, not a curated record
AUGGACGCCUUCAAGGGAGGCAUGAGCCUGGAGAGGCUGCCGGAGGGGCUGCGGCCACCUCCCCCGCCGCCGCACGACAUGGGGCCCAGCUUCCACCUGGCCCGCGCCCCCGACCCCCGGGAGCCGCUGGAGAACUCCGCCAGCGAGUCCUCCGACACGGAUCUGCCAGACAAGGAGCGCGGCGGGGAAGCCAAGGGGCCCGAGGACGGUGGCGCGGGCGGCGCGGGCUGCGGUGGCGCCGAGGACCCGACCAAGAAGAAGAAGCAGCGGCGGCAACGCACCCACUUCACCAGCCAGCAGUUGCAGGAGCUGGAGGCCACGUUCCAGAGGAACCGCUACCCUGACAUGAGCAUGAGAGAGGAGAUCGCGGUGUGGACCAACCUCACGGAGCCGCGAGUGCGGGUCUGGUUCAAGAACCGGCGAGCCAAGUGGCGCAAGCGGGAGCGGAACCAGCAGUUGGACCUGUGCAAGGGCGGCUACGUGCCGCAGUUCGGCGGCCUGGUGCAGCCCUACGAGGACGUUUACGCGGCCGGCUACUCCUACAACAACUGGGCGGCCAAGAGCUUGGCGCCGGCGCCGCUGUCCGCCAAGAGCUUCCCCUUCUUCAACUCCAUGAGCCCGCUGUCCUCCCAGUCCAUGUUCUCGGCCCCCAGCUCCAUCUCCUCCAUGACCAUGCCGUCCAGCAUGGGCCCGGGCGCCGUGCCCGGCAUGCCCAACUCGGGCCUCAACAACAUCAACAACCUCACCGGCUCCUCGCUCAACUCGGCCAUGUCGCCGGGCGCCUGCCCCUACGGCACCCCCGCCUCGCCCUACAGCGUCUACCGGGACACGUGCAACUCGAGCCUCGCCAGCCUGCGGCUCAAGUCCAAGCAGCACUCGUCCUUCGGCUAUGGCGGCCUGCAGGGCCCGGCCUCGGGCCUCAACGCCUGCCAGUACAACAGCUGA